AUGGACGAGCUCCGGUGCAACAGCCUGCGCUGCAGGAAGUCUCUCGCAGUCGAGGGCACGUGCGUCCGGCUCGACAUCGUCUCUGCAGGCGCCGUCGUGACGACUUGCUCGCACAUCUUCUGCAUCGAGUGCGCCAACGCCCUCUUCUCGACGCCGCAAGUGUGCCCGGCGUGCGAGACGUCCCUUCCCGACCUCGACGACGUCGCGCAGAUGACGUUCAACCCUCACGACUCGUGGAAGACGUCUAUCCUGUCGGGCAUGUCGCCGACGACCAUCCUCGACAUUGCGAGCCGGGCGCUCAACUUCUACACGUACCAGGUCCAACAAGAAGGAGCGUUCCAGGCGCUCAUCACGAAGAACGCGCAGGAGCGCAUCGCCGUUCUCGAGUCGCAGUGCAACACGAUCACGCGCGAUGCCCACGCCGAGAUCCGCCUGCUCAAGGACCGCGUCAAGGCGGCCGAGGAGGGCCUCGCGCUCGAGCGCCGUCGCGCGCACGAGCUCCAAGAGACGCACCGGGCCAACGCCAAGGCGUACACCAAGCUCAAGGCGCAGUACGACAAGGCCAAGCAGCGCGCGCUGCUGCAGCCCGGCGAGGCGGCGUCGUUCCCGGCGGCGCUGCACGGCGUCGGCGCUGGCAGCACCCCUGCGCACACGCCUCGCGUCGGCAGCACUGCCCGCCAGACGUUCGUCGCCGCCGGCGCGCACUCGGCGCAGCAGCACCAGCAGCAGUACCGCGCGUCGAGCACGCUCAGCCACGCGCCGCAGCAGAACGUCGGCGCGAGCUGGACGCCGCACGGGCCCUCGCACGGCGCCGGUUCUCCCUACGCGCCCUCGCACCUGUGGCACGCCCAGCAGCAGCCGUCGAGCCGCAGCCGCCGCACCCUCGUCCCCGAGCCACCGCUCCAGCAGCAGCACCCGUCGGCCGCGUCUGGCGCCGGUCGCUUCUCGAACGCGAGCGGGUCGGGCUCGGGAGGAGGGAGGACGCCGGGCAGCGCAGGGAGCGCCGGCAGCGGGGGAGGAGGAGGAGGGCAGCACAAGGGCGGAGCGUACAGGGCGUCGCCCGGCGGCAGCGGCGCAGGAGCGAGCGGCUUCCUUGGCCAGCCGUCGGCGGGCGGAGGAGGGUUCGGUGGCGGCGGUCGCGGAGGAUUCCGCCCUGCGCAGCCGCACUCGAGGCCGGGCGGGUGA
This is a messenger RNA of Rhodotorula graminis WP1, 1185 nucleotides long. RefSeq lists its product as uncharacterized. Lineage: Eukaryota; Fungi; Basidiomycota; Microbotryomycetes; Sporidiobolales; Sporidiobolaceae. Gene Ontology annotation, cellular component: synaptonemal complex. The transcript is spliced from 8 exons. Gene Ontology annotation, molecular function: ubiquitin protein ligase activity. Bases 1 to 1185 code for a protein of 394 amino acids. Gene Ontology annotation, biological process: reciprocal meiotic recombination. The record is from RefSeq and is a predicted model, not a curated record.